GCUGCGAAGUCACUCUCGGGCGCCCGGAAAUCCACGAACGGCAACGCGAAAGCCCAGGGACAGCGCGCAAAGACUGUCGGGAUGGCGGGGGGAGAAACUAGGCGGGGAUUGAGGGCGAGAGGUAGACAUGGCGGCUGUCAGGCGAGGAACAACCACAACUGGUGAAUCACCCUGAGCAGGUUAACAGCCCCAUCGAAACCUGGAGGCAAUGGGACGUGCCACCAAUGCUGUGCCAACCUGCCAUCUCCAAGAGGGGAAAGUGCUCCGGGAAGGGCAAACAUGCUGGCUCAAGGACACUCUGCUCCCUAGACCCUUUUAGCCCUCUCCUUUGGAUGGGGCUGAAAAAGUGCCCUGUGAUCUGAAUAUCCAGGGAUAGAAAAGAGGUCAAGAGCACUCCAAACCACAAACACACUCUCAAGAAAAGCACAAUGUCAUCCAAAACACACUGUAUUCUGAUGGCAAAUCAUAUGUAUGCCUAAUCCAUAACACUUCUGUUUGGCUAGAUUAAAAUUUUGUUUCGCCCCCUCCUGACAAGUGAAAAUUUACACAUUAAGACUUGUUUAUUAUCAGCAGCUGGUUUCUUACUGUUCCACUGUGAUAAUUAUUGCUGCACUGAAGACUAUACUAGAUGGACCUUUGGUCUGAUCUAGCAGGACUGUUUCAGAGAAGGCACCUGUUGGCAGUGGCAGCUUGAGUGGAAGUCCAAGUCAGAACUUUGCUGAAAUAAUUAGCAAACUAGGAAAGUGUAGCCCAAUUAAUUCACUGAGAAAGGGCUCUGUGUCACCGGAUUUCUCUUGAAGACAUCAACAUAAUUUCAGAAAUUACACAAAGCCUGGUAGAUCUGUUAGAAAAAAUCCUAAAGAAACCAUUGCAAGAUGACACAAAAAAGUGAGCAAGUUUUCAAGUUCACCAAAAGAUUUCAUCGGAAAGAAUCUCAAAGGAAAAAAAGAGUGAGGUGAAAAGGGUGUUGGUGGACAUGGUAAAAUCCUUGUAUUCCGAUUAUUGCUAGAGACAGUUCUAAAUAACGGAUCUUUUUAAAUGACCCAGUGUAAUAAAUAUUUAUUCUGCUUAAGGACAUAUGGGGGGUUUGAAGUUUUUUUUUUACCAUGCCAAGAAAAUUCUUUUCUUACCCCUUAUCUUUUGGUUUUGGUAGAGGAUAAAUAUUUCCGUAUUGUAUUUUUGUUUCAAGUAGGCUAUGUAUGCUCUACAUCACUACGAUCACAGCCAAAAGUGAUUGCUUCAGGAACAUGCAUCCUCCUCAAAAGACAAAGUUAUUUCAGCUCAGCAAGAUACAUUUGACCAAUGGUAAUUUUUCAGUCCUUGUUCCCCAAAUUUAGUUUUUCAGCUAAUUUUUUCUUUUUCUUUUUGUGGACAGGAAGAACAUCAGUUGUUUUGUCAUCUGUGUCCUUACAGAUUCUUUUCAAUUUAAAUGGAGUUUAUUAUAUAUUUUAUUUCUUAGCAACCCUAUUGAUGAUUAUUUAUAAAAGCCAAGUUUUCACUUAUCCAGAUAAUUUUUUGACUAUUGAUCUUCUGUUGCUGUUCAUUAUGACCAUUUUAGAAUCAAUCCGACUAUACUUUGGUAUUAAAGGGAACCUGACAGAAGAAGAGGCUCCCCUGGGAGUCAGUCUUGUUAUCUCUGUUGGUACUGUAAUUUUGUCUGUCUUCUUUUUAGUGUGGCAGACUUAUGUCCUGAGAGCAGAUGUCAUUAUUAAUGCUGUGCUGCUUGUUAUGUAUGGGUUUGAAGGAAUUCUAGAGAUCAUAGCCAUUGCUUCAUUUGUCAGCUAAAUCACAUAUUGUCUGUAGUGCAUUUAUUAUCUUCAAAAAGCAGCAGCAUACAUAUUUAAACUGUAUAAUUGUCUCAAAUAAAACACUGGACAAGUCCUUGCUUAUACUACAAAGUUUCAUGAGCGCUUUGUGAGCUAACAUGUAAUGUCAGUCUUCCUGAGUACCUUAUUUAGUAGUCAGAUAUGUUUGAUGUUGAAUUGAUAGUUGAAUACAAUGUUUAUACACAAAUCAGUGCUGAUGUACACUUUGUGUGGGAGACAGGUAUGCUGUUUGUCCAUGUUUCCAGUAAACACAAUUAUGUUGUGCACAUAUAAUGGACAAAUGCUAGAAAUUCAUGACAUUCCACAGCUUUCUAACAUAUAUCUGUCACAUAUAUAAAUAAUAGGUGUGUUUCCUAGGAAGAACUCAGGGAUAGACAACAUAAAGUAUUAAUCUUAAUAAUUGUAACCAAAGGCCAUAAUCUAGAUUUAUCAAAAGAAGACAACUUUUUUAAUAACUUGGAAAUGUGUCAGCCCUAAAUAUAUUUACUGAUAUGGCUGGUUUGCUAGUGUAUUUUACUUAAGGGAAUCAUUGAUUUUGUGUAAGCCUUAUUGAUUUCAGUGGAAUCCUAUGAAUGCUUAUCUCUAAUAAGUCCCAUUGAAUCAAAAGGUGCUUGGGACUAUAGUCUUUCAGUAGGGAUUCUUUAAUUCCUAACUCAAAAGCGUUUUCAUGCGUCUAAUUUCCAAUGAAAGUCAGAAGCAUAAAAUUAAAUAAAUUUCAGUUUUUUUAAAUCUACAGAUAUUCUUAUUAGAUUAUACUAUCACACACACACACACUUGCAGACUUGGAUGAAUGAAGAUUGCUCAUUUGUAUACGAGUCACAGGGUGCCAUUAAUUAUUGUGUUAACUUGAGUUAAUUUGAUAACUUUGACCAUUUAUCUUCAUAAAAAAUUAUUGAGGUCUUGUUUUUGCCUUUAAAAUGUCCAAAGAUGCAUGUGAUUUAAGAACAGAACCCUGUUGUUUCAUUUUUCAAACAGUUAAAAAAAGACAUGUCAUUGAAUAGAGCAUUAGUUCAAGUCCAAUAUAUACUUGAAUGGAUUCUGAUAGUUGUUGUUCUGGGAACAGCAGUUUUGAAUAUUUUUUUCUUACACCAUUUGUUUAAAAUGUCACUUUCAUGUAUAUAUAAUGUAUCUUUUCCACCACUUUGUUCUUUUCCUGUAAGAAUUGUUAUAUAAGAUCUUUUAAAAUUGUUUUUAGGAGCACAGAUGUUCUGCAGGUGACUAUAUUUUAUGUAAUACUUGGAUUGGGUUUUUUAAUUAAUAUUUCAUAUAUUUCAUAUAUUUUUGUACCAGUAUUUGGAAAAAUAAAGACUAAAAUCCAUGCAA
This is a messenger RNA of Sphaerodactylus townsendi, 3149 nucleotides long. RefSeq names its product transmembrane protein 80 (gene TMEM80). Bases 1303 to 1785 code for a protein of 160 amino acids. The transcript has 5 exons. Gene Ontology annotation, biological process: non-motile cilium assembly. NCBI's taxonomy places the organism in Eukaryota, Metazoa, Chordata, Lepidosauria, Squamata, Sphaerodactylidae. The record is from RefSeq and is a predicted model, not a curated record. Gene Ontology annotation, cellular component: ciliary transition zone.